AUGGCGGAGCCGGCGGGGCCCUUCCACCGGUUGCAGGCCGGGUCGUGCCGGUACCUGUGCCUGCGGGCCCGGCGGCAGCGUCUAGUGAGUGCGGGAGCGGGGCCGGGGCCGCGCGGAGGCUGGGGAGCCCCGGCGCAACCUGAGCCGCUCUCUCCGCAGCGUGACCGAUGCGCUGGAGGUGUGGGCUGGGGAGCUCGGCGCCCCCCCGUCGCUGGGCUGCCGGUGCCAGCCGGAGGAGCACUGCGCGAAGCUCAGGUGCGUGCGGCAGAGCGGGGGGACCGGCCCCGGCUCCGGGCCCCGCUGACCCCGGAUCGCCCGGGCAGGGAGGCCCUGGGGCGCGGCGCGGCCUCGUUGAGCCCGGGGGAGGCCCGGGGCACGCUACGGCUGCAGGGGGACGCUCCGUGCUCGGCCCUGGAUCUCCGGCCGCUGCCCGCCGGGGAGGCGAGGAGCCAGCUGCGGGCGCUGCUGUUCGGCAUGGCGGGGCGCAUCGAGGGCCUGGAGAGACGCCUCAGCGGAGGCAGUAGAGGUGAUGCUGCUGCCUUCUUCCUCGUUGGCUGCCUAGUUCCCAAAGCUGGCCAGGAUUUGCAUUUCAUCACCUCGGGUGGAAGGGCUCCUGUGUGGGACCAGUGUUGUGUCCCUGUGCGGAAACACAACCUUGUUCCCGUGGCCCCAUCAUCAGGAAGGGGGGAUUCACCUUACAGAGUGGUGGAGACACUGGCAUCUUCCUGCAGCCCUAAGAAGAAUACAGCCCAGAACCAGCAGCAGUUCCUGCCAGACCCCAAGCCUUGGAAGAACAGGGGUGCUGGCUCUGAUUUGCCAGCCAGGAGGAAGAUCCCAGGGGAGUCUCUCAUUAAUCCUGGCUUUAAAAGCAAGAAGGCACCGUCUGGAGUAGACUUUGAGGACUCCUGACCUGUGCUGCCCUACCAGAGCCUGGCCAACUGCGGCUCUGGCAGGUGAAGGUUUCAGUUGCACCUGGGAAGACAGAUGGACCAGCAGGACCCAGAGGGCUGGCUUUUUUCCCCCGCAGGUCUUCCCUGCUGGCAGGGGCCACCUCCCCACCUCACGCCAUGAAUUUGUGGGGUUUUUAACGAAUUUUUAUAUAGCCAUAUAACUAAAAGAUUGCCUGUGCUUAACUUAUUGCCAGUAAAGAUGUUUAGCCAGCUGGUCUCUGGGGACCAGGACAACA
Pezoporus flaviventris is the source of this 1186-nucleotide messenger RNA. It is a transcript of the gene PAXX, whose product is annotated as PAXX non-homologous end joining factor. Gene Ontology annotation, molecular function: molecular adaptor activity. Gene Ontology annotation, cellular component: nonhomologous end joining complex; site of double-strand break; nucleus. The record is from RefSeq and is a predicted model, not a curated record. NCBI's taxonomy places the organism in Eukaryota, Metazoa, Chordata, Aves, Psittaciformes, Psittacidae. Gene Ontology annotation, biological process: double-strand break repair via nonhomologous end joining.